Messenger RNA from Dalotia coriaria, 582 nucleotides. RefSeq names its product endocuticle structural glycoprotein SgAbd-2-like. NCBI's taxonomy places the organism in Eukaryota, Metazoa, Arthropoda, Insecta, Coleoptera, Staphylinidae. The coding region runs from base 24 to 428 and encodes 134 amino acids. Gene Ontology annotation, molecular function: structural constituent of chitin-based larval cuticle. The record is from RefSeq and is a predicted model, not a curated record. The transcript has 2 exons. Gene Ontology annotation, cellular component: chitin-based extracellular matrix.
AACUUGUCUUUCGAUCAUUCAACAUGAAAUUCAUCAUUGUUUUAUCUGCUCUCUGCGCUGUUGCCUUGGCCGCUGGUCCAAAUGAACCCGUACCAAUUCUAUCUCAAAAUGCUGAGGUGAAUUUCGAUGGUAGUUAUCAACAUAACUUUGAAGCUGGCAAUGGUAUUUCUGCGCAAGAACAAGGAGUGUUGAAAAAUGCUGGCCAGAAGGACGCUGAAGCUGAAGAAGUGCAGGGUGCGUUCAAGUACACUGCCCCUGAUGGUACACCAAUUUCUAUUUCGUAUGUCGCCAAUGAGAACGGAUUCCAGCCGCAAGGUGCUCAUCUUCCGGUUGCACCCACUCCACCACCAAUUCCGGCCGCUAUUGCUCGUGCUCUUGACUGGAUUGCCGCUCAUCCACAGCCACAGGAAGGAAGCAAGAAGUUCUAAGCGCUAAUCUUUUUAUUGGACUGUGAUAUGAUUAGGAAAACAACGGAAGCUACUAGUAAUGUUAUUUCUUGAGUCUGUCUGCAAGAAUUAAUGUUGUGCCAUUAUGUGAUUGAAAUAUAUGUGCAGAAAAUACUUAAUAAAUUAAUGCAAACAA